CGGAGAGGGACAGCGAGGCAAUGUCGGUCCUUGUGUCCCCUUUGCAGGUUGUCUAAAAAAAGGAAAAUCUGUUGUUUAAUAUGAAGAAAAGCAGAGGAAGGACAGGUCGAAAGAGAAGAAGAAAGCACUCAAAGAGUUUUAUAGAUGGAGGUAUCAUCAUACCUGGAAGUUAAAUAAUAAACCAUUUUUUUCCUCAAGUCAACUGCAGUCACAAGCUGGAAUACAUUAGACUUAAGAAGUGGCUAAAAGAGAGAGGAUUUGAAGACAAUAAUUUAAGGCCAGCAGAGUUCUGGGAGCUUUUCCCUGCUGCCCUGAUCACAGAUCACUGCUUUUCCACAUCUACAUUUAUUUACUGCUGCUCUUUGUUCCUCCUUCAGGGACAGGCAGAGGAUUGAUGGCAACAAAAGCUCUUCAGGCAGGAGAUGUGAUUAUUUCCUUGCCUGAGAAGUGUUUGCUCACCACGGGCACUGUCCUCAGCAGCUGCUUGGGAGGACACAUUGAGAACUGGAAGCCCCCUGUGUCCCCUUUGCUGGCACUGUGCACGUUUUUGAUAGCAGAGAAACACGCUGGGGAGAAAUCUCCAUGGAAGCCCUACCUGGAUGUCCUACCCAAGACUUACACCUGCCCUGCUUGUCUGGAGCCUGAUGUCAUCAAUCUUCUCCCAAAACCCUUAAAAAGGAAGGCUCAGGAGCAAAAAAUGAUGAUCCAAGAGCUGUUCAGAUCUUCCAAAGCUUUCUUCUCUUCCCUGCAGCCUUUAUUUGCUGAGAGCACAGGAAGUAUUUUUAAUUUCAGUGCUUUGCAGUGGGCUUGGUGCACUGUAAAUACCAGGACAAUCUACAUGAAACAUCCCCACAGAGAGUGUUUCUCCCUGGAGCCAGAUGUUUAUGCUUUGGCACCAUAUUUAGAUUUGCUAAACCACAGCCCAAAUGUUCAGGUCAAGGCUGGCUUUAAUGAGCAGACAAGGAGCUAUGAAAUUUGGACAAAUUCACAUUGCAGAAAAUACCAGGAAGUUUUGAUCUGCUAUGGACCUCAUGAUAAUCAGAGGCUGCUGCUGGAAUAUGGAUUUGUUGCCAUGGACAACCCUCACAGCAGUGUUCAUGUCUCAGCAGAUACUCUCCUCAAAUAUUUCUCGCCACUGGACAAGCAGAGAAAGGCCAAAGUUUCCAUUCUAAAGGAUCAUGAUUUCCUAGAGAACCUGACCUUUGGCUGGGAGGGACCAUCCUGGAGACUCCUGACAGCCCUCCAGGUGCUGGGUCUGGCAGCAGAGGAAUUUGCCUGCUGGAGGAGGAUCCUGCUUGGUGAUGUCCCUUCAGCCAGGAAUGAACAGCAGGCUUUGGCUACAGCAGCAAAAAUUUGUCAGUUUUUAAUAGAGGAGACCCAGCAUGUCCUUCUCCAGAUUUCCCAGUUGAAAAGGGACAGAGAGAACCUCAAAAGCCACCUGGCUUUGGUGGAAAUGCUGCGCUCAGAAGACCUCAAGAUCCUUCAAAAAUCAGCUGAGAUUCUUUGCAACUCGAAUUUAGGAACAACUUGAGCCCCCUGGAGCUGUGACAGCUGUAACUGCUCAGGGAUUAUUGCCAGAUUAUUACUCUUUUAGUGGACCUGAGCAGCAAAGAAUAAUUUAAAAAUUCAUCAGGAUAAUUUUGCUCUUUGCUGACCUUCACACAAAAGGUUCUGCUGAAGUGGAGAGCUCGAGCUCCUUGCUUUGGAGAAAAGAGAAUUUUUCUAAAGGGCAUUUCAGGGCAGGACCCUUAUUUAAGCUGCAGAAACUCCAUUUGGAAUUGGGAUUCUCUUGUCAUUAUUUUCCAUGAUGUGAUUUUAAAAAGUGUUUAUUUUUUGUAAAUAUAUUACCUCAUUUUCUACCA
Molecule: messenger RNA, 1862 nt
Organism: Haemorhous mexicanus (house finch)
Lineage: Eukaryota; Metazoa; Chordata; Aves; Passeriformes; Fringillidae
Gene: SETD4
Product: SET domain containing 4
Exons: 11
Coding region: 395-1531 (378 amino acids)
Biological process (GO): peptidyl-lysine trimethylation; peptidyl-lysine dimethylation; peptidyl-lysine monomethylation
Molecular function (GO): histone H3K36 methyltransferase activity; histone H3K4 methyltransferase activity; transcription coactivator activity
Source: RefSeq, a predicted model, not a curated record